CGCAGAGCCGAGCGGUAGCAAUGGAGAUGGAAUCGGCCGGUCCUAGUGCCAAGAGGGAGCAGCUAGCUGCACCGGACAAUGCGCCGCUUCCGGUGGUGGCGACUGGACAAGCGAGAAAUCUGGAACCCGCGGUCGCGGAGAGGAGCCAAGAGCCGCCGCCCGGAGCGGAGGAAGAUGAAGAAGAAUCGCUGGACCACAUCAGCCGCCUCCCCGACCACGUUCUCGGUGAGAUCAUCUCUCUCCUCACCAUUAUGGAAGGCACCCGCACGCAAAUCCUCGCGUCCCGGUGGCGCCACCUCUGGCGCGCCGCCCCUCUCAAUCUCGAUUUCUCUAGCCUCCCCGCCUCCAACAACAUGUUGCCGUCGCGAUGUGCCCUCGUCAGCGCCAUCCUCGCCGCCCACCAGGGCUCCGGCCGCCGCCUCUGCCUCCCCGCGCGCCACCUCCAGGGCCGAGCCGAUGCCGUGGACGUGGACGCCUGGCUCCGGUCCCACGCCCUCGACAAUCUCCAGGAGCUCGAGUUCUACUUCUGCUGCGCGAAACAUUGCGAUCCGGAGCUGGUUAUAGAGGCGCUGCUACCGCCGCCGGCGUCCAUCUUCCGGUUCUCGUCCACUCUCCGCGCUGCAACCAUCAGCAACUGCUACCUCGUGGACGACACGGUCGAAACGCUUCGCUUUCCCCACCUCCGGAAGCUUGCACUCAUGUGCGUCAAAAUCUCGGAGGUCUCACUGCACAAGAUCAUCUCGGGUUGUCCUGGCCUGGAGUGCUUGCUGCUUAGUACUAUUUCGAGCAUCCGUUGUCACCGGAUUAACUCUGCUACCCUUAGAACCAUUGGCAUUCGUUCUAGCUCAGAGCAACUGGUCAUCGAGGAUGCUCCGAUGCUUGAAAGGCUGCUCUAUCUUGAAAUGAAUAUGCAAAUGCAAAUCUUGGUUAUCUCCGCGCCUAAACUCGAGACAUUGGGCUGUAUUCCUGAAAAGUAUACGGACUCCAAAAUCGUGUUUGGUUCCACGGUUAUCCAGGGAUUGCGUAUCGAUAGCUUGGCAACGGUGGUGCGUACCGUGAAGAUCUUAUCAAUCCAUAUGCUAUUUUUCGAUCAAGAUAUGGUUAUUGACUUGAUGAGAUGCUUUCCAUGCUUGGAAAAGUUGUAUGCGGAGGAGAAAAGUAUGCCAUGGGAUGGAAAUCCAUGGCAUCGUAAAAACUGGGAUCUUCUCACAUCUCUUGACUUCCGUUUGAAGACAAUAGUGCUGAGAUGUUACCAUGGAACCCGGUUACAAGCUCACUUUGCGACAUUCUUCGUGCAGAACGCGAGAAUGCUAGAGUCAAUGAUACUUGAGGUCGAAUCCUGCGAUUACAACGGGGACUUUUUUGAGAAACAACAUGAGAUGCUCCAGAUGGAAAAUAGGGCAUCUAGAGGUGCUCGGCUCUCCUUUACAACAGGCUAUCACCAUGAUGUUUCAGGUAUCAUGCAUGUUGACGAUUUGGAUUUGGUCGAUCCCUUCGCUUGUAGGUGUUGAAGAAUGGGUUUGGCGAUUGUGGAGCGAGUUAUUCUCGCCUUUCUCGUUUCCUAUUUUGGCGAAAGUUGUCGAUUUGUUCUAGUGUCUGUAAGCGUUUCUAAGUCUAUUAUUCCAAACUCCGCUGAUAUUCAGUUCAAGCUAUUUGUGGUGCAUGCAAAAUCACACUUAAUAUUUUAGGAAUAGAUAGGAAAUGGCUGGUGUUAGCUAUAUUAAAGAAUAAAGAAGAUAGCUUUUCGA
Messenger RNA from Lolium perenne, 1748 nucleotides. Its product is annotated as F-box/FBD/LRR-repeat protein At1g13570. Lineage: Eukaryota; Viridiplantae; Streptophyta; Magnoliopsida; Poales; Poaceae. The record is from RefSeq and is a predicted model, not a curated record. Gene Ontology annotation, molecular function: protein binding.